AUGUGAUAGCCCAUCGAACAGCUCGUCGCACACCUCUCACAGUCCCAAUCCCUUCCUACGCGGAUUCCUCGCCCCGUUCGCCCGGCUUUCGCCCCGUUUCAACUCCCCCGUACCCCCUGGGCAGCCCUGCGUUUCGGAACAUACCCCGGGCGAGGGGCCGCUUAGCGCUCGCCCUGAAGAUCCCACGAUGCUUGAGUCCUCUGCCUCGCGGACUUGGAAAGCAUCAUGGCUGAAGUAAUGGCACACAGGACGAAUGGGAGCGCUUCGGCGCAGCCCAGCCUGCAACGGCAGCCCUCCUUCUCCUCCUUUCCCUCCUCGAGAUCGCCCUCCGCCAUAUCAAUGCGCAAUGAGAGCAAGAAAGCCCGGUCGCCGCAGCCUCCCAUGCUGCGAGAGGACGAUGGCUCCGUUGAUUCUUCCCGCAACUCGUCAUUGUCUCCAGGAGGGCCACUCUUGAAGAACGGCACGAAGCUACGAUCGCAAUAUCCCGCCCAUUCCCGCGAGAACCACGUCGAAUAUAUCCUGGUAGCCUCAUUUGACAUUGACCGCGGGUCGGUCAUGGAGCACCAGUUCCCGAGCCCUAUCAGCGGAGACGAGACUAUGUUGGCAGAGCUGAUGCUGCCGGACCAGGCACACGUUCGUAGCCAGGACUGGACCAUCUUCUUCCUACACAAGGAUACCACUGCCGAGGAGGAGGAGAAGGAGGCGCGUAGAGCAUUGCGGCGCAAGCAGAGGCGGCAGGAGAAAGGCCUGGAUGAUGACGAUGAAGCUGAAGACGAAGACGGCGACGACGAGACGGAGAGUGACGAGUCGGAAAGCGACGACGAGCCGGAUCCAGAUGGCCCUCCGCUUGUAUACGUGCUAAACCUUGUGAAUACGAAGCAGGACAACACAGUGAAGAGAGGCGCCAUUGUCAAGGCCAUGGCAAUAUGCACCCGACAUCCUUUCUUACACAUCUACAAGCCGCUCCUACUCUUAGCCCUGGAGGAGUACUUCAGGGCUCCGGUUAUAGAAACGCUUGCAGCACUCUACAAUGCUCUAAACGCAAUGGACCUGUCAUUGCUCCCCAAGCUGUCACCGUUGGAGGGUUUCGUACUUCAAGCCACCGACGCGAAGGACAUGUUCAUUGAGAAGUUUGAGCGGAUGAUCAGGCGGCGCAAGGCCGAGGAUGCGGAGCGAGAUUCGCUCCCAUCCGCAACCUCUGCCGGGUCCGUGCCAAAUCGGAAGAACUACGCUCCGCCACGAGAUACUCACGAAUUCGAGUCAAAAGUCCUCUACAACGGAAUUCCCGUUCCUAUCAAAGUUCCGACAGCCCUGAACCCUGAGACAGUUGGCGACUUCUCCCUUAUAAAACUCAUUCAGACUUUUUCCACACCACACACGACGUCACCUCAGCCAUUCGCUCUUCACCCGCACCUCACAACAAGUGGCGCCUUUACCCAUCCCAUUAUCGUGCUCGUCAACGCCCUCCUAACGCAGAAACGCAUCAUCUUCAUCGGGCACAAUCGACCAUCGAGCGAAGUGGCCGAAGCCGUUUUAGCAGCGUGCGCCCUUGCAUCUGGUGGCCUCCUGCGGGGCUUCGUUCGCCACGCCUUCCCCUAUACGGAUCUUACCAAAGUUGACGAUCUACUCAAAGUCCCGGGCUUCAUUGCCGGUGUCACCAAUCCGGCAUUCUCAUACAAGCCCGAGUGGUGGGAUCUGCUGUGCGACCUUCCCACUGGUCGUAUGAAGAUCAGCAAUCGCAUCGAAGCUGCACAAAUAACAGAUGGCCAGAUCUACUUCCAGUCACAAGGCAUCCCAGUAGGUGCUGCGCAGGCAGGUCCGGACAGCAAAGGAGCUAUAGAUACGACUGGUGACACACAAUUCAUGGAGAGCCUGCUCCAGAGCAUAUCGAACCGACACGGCGAGAACGCUAUUCGCGCAAAGUGGCGUUCCUGGGUCCUCAAAUUUACGCGCAUAGCCGCCGCCUUCGAGGAGACAGUCUACGGGGCCUCCGCGCUUUAUAUCGGAUCGCACGAAACUGAUGCCGGCGCAUACGGCGUCUCGGGCCACGGCUUUGUAUGGCCGGACGAAGCAUCAAAGUUGAGGGAACUUGCCGCCAACGCUCAUCGAGUAGAGGGCUGGAGAAGCACACGCUCGUACUUCGGCUUCAUUCAAGAUCUGGCGAGGCAGUGGGAGAAGCGGCCUGUUCGCGGUAUCGACCUAAACCACCAGCACGAUAAGCUGCGAUGUCUGAAACUGAAUCACGAUCAGUCUGCAGCUAUAUAUCUAGCGCUUGGCCGCUGCGUUGAAGAAGCCGGGUCGCCUACUUCGGCCGCCUCCGAAGUCGACCUCCCAUCAGCGAUAUCACAGUCACUGACUAUCGCAAACGAUCCCGACCGCAGACCAGGCGACCAGUUACAGUACGACACUAUUUUGCAGCUACUUUGUGUCAUUCCAGAAAGCAAUUCUGGCCUAUUCUACCUGAGUCUGGGACUCUUCCACCCGAGGCAGGAUGUGAGGGUGGCGGUGGUGAAACUCCUGGAGAGAAUCAUGGACCACCCUGCUGGGAGGCAUUUUUGGGCGACGCUUGGGAGAUUUGCCAAGCUGGCUUUUUUUAGGGUAAAGAGGGAGGAGGUGGGACACGGACGGUAAAGAGCAUAGUGCAAGAGCGCCUUUUGACUGGAUGAUGUAUCUAUGCUGAAAUCUACUGCUGGCAUAAGUGCCCAUGCAUGUUGGGUAUGCGAAUGAAGACGAGGUCCUUCAAGGUCAGCUCUUGUUUCUAGAUUCUCAAAGCCACCGCUGCAUGCAAGCCUGAAGAGCCUAGAAACUGGUAUUCCAAACCGAUGAGCUCCCGCCGACCCGCGGAAAUGCUACGAUGGUAAAGAAAGUAUCCAGGAAAUGUGCAAGGCCCAGAAAAGAAGAG
Molecule: messenger RNA, 2902 nt
Organism: Trematosphaeria pertusa
Lineage: Eukaryota; Fungi; Ascomycota; Dothideomycetes; Pleosporales; Trematosphaeriaceae
Product: spindle pole body interacting protein
Exons: 2
Coding region: 226-2631 (801 amino acids)
Biological process (GO): actin cortical patch localization
Cellular component (GO): plasma membrane
Source: RefSeq, a predicted model, not a curated record